Molecule: messenger RNA, 714 nt
Organism: Prunus armeniaca (apricot)
Lineage: Eukaryota; Viridiplantae; Streptophyta; Magnoliopsida; Rosales; Rosaceae
Source: the annotation of a GenBank genome assembly
AUGGCGGAGAAGGCAUGUGUCAAGCGCCUCCAGAAGGAAUAUAGAGCCCUCUGCAAAGAACCAGUUUCUCAUAUUGUGGCCCGUCCUUCGCCAAAUGAUAUUCUCGAAUGGCACUACGUGUUGGAGGGAAGUGAAGGAACACCUUUUGCAGGUGGAUUUUACUAUGGAAAGAUCAAGUUUCCUCCAGAAUAUCCAUAUAAACCACCAGGAAUCAGUAUGACUACUCCCAAUGGAAGAUUCAUGACUCAGAAGAAAAUUUGUUUGUCUAUGAGUGAUUUCCAUCCUGAAAGUUGGAAUCCAAUGUGGUCUGUGUCAAGCAUACUUACGGGGCUUCUUUCAUUUAUGAUGGACAACAGUCCCACUACCGGCAGUGUGAACACUACUACUGCUGAGAAGCAACGUUUGGCAAAGGCUUCUCUUGCGUUUAACUCUAAAAAUCCAACAUUCCGGAAAAUCUUUCCCGAGUAUGUGGAGAAGUAUAACCAGCAGCAGCUUUCUGAGCAGCUUAUUACAGAGCGGGUGUCAUCUGAGCUAUCUCAAGAAAAUUCCAGGCCGUUGUUGGAAAAGGUUGAUGACUCAACAGGAGGUAUGAAAAGACUAGAUGCCUUAAAGGAGGCGAGGAAAAACAAAAAGCAGUCAUUCCCAACCUGGAUGAUGUUGUUGCUAAUUUCCGUCUUUGGUGUUGUAAUGGCGCUGCCUCUACUUCAACUUUAG